AUGGCAGCGGAAAGCGCCCAGUCGGAAUUCCAGCGCGCCUCCACCUCUGGUUCCGCUGAUGCUCCUGCGCCUGAGACUGAGACUGAAAUCCAAGAGAGUACUGAUCUCAUCCAGCAGCUCUCAGAGCAAGCCGGUCAACUCGCUGAGCAGUCAGACCGACUAUCACAACAUUCGCGAACUUCCCACCCAUUUGAGACACCACAACCCCAAAUGACAGUAAUAGCAGAUUCUAAAGAAAAUGAAGACAAUAACCCUGAACACCAGGUAACGGAUGAGCAAUGGAGAGCUAUGUUCGAUGUUGUCCUGGCGAUAUACGAUUAUCGCGAGCCGGACGGCUAUGACCCCUCACGUCUUUUCCAUCGCAGCGUCAACAAACGCAAUGUGCCGGACUACUACGAUGUCAUCAAAGAGCCCAUGGCCCUCAGUGUGCUGAAGCAAAAGAUUAAGAAUAAAUCAUACUGCAAUUUUGCAGAGUUUAUAAGAGAUUGCGCAUUGAUUCCCCACAACGCGCAAACAUAUAAUCGCCCUAAAUCCCAAGCCUACGAAGAUGCGCUAGUUAUCAAGGACGUCUUUGUUUCUGAAUUUCGAAAACUUGUCGAACAAGGGAUAAUUUCCUCGGAAACAGCCGAACUUCCGGACCUAGGGGAAAUUCCCGACGCAGACCCUCUUCCAGUCGAGGAAGACGAGGAGGAAGAAGAGGAAGACGAUGAGGAAGACGAUGAAGCUGAGGACUCAGAUGAUGAAGCCGGUCGCCGCAGACAAAAACGACCGAACCGUGGGUCUUCCAAAAGAGAAGGCGCUAAAGACGACCAGAAUAAAAUCAACGACCCUGAGUUCCGAAAAAAACGCGGUCGUCCUCCCCGCGUUGAUACCCCGAUGGAAGCGCGGAUCAAGGCUGUCUUGAAGGGAAUACGCAAGUUCAAGGAUUCCACGGGCCAGCUAAAAGUCCGCCAUUUUGAGCGGCUACCCGACAAGGCUGCCUAUCCCGAUUAUUUCUCGGAGAUUAAGGAUCCUAUGGCCAUUGACCUCAUAAAAAGGAAAUCUAAGAGGAAGAAGUACAACUCGGUUGACCAUUUUAUGAAAGAUAUGGACCUUAUGUUCAACAAUGCAAAGGCAUAUAACCAAGUUGAUAGCCAAAUAUACAAGGACGCUGCCGCUUUGCAGACGGAAGCACGGAAAUUAGCUGAUCAAGAGAAGAAGAAACCAGACAGCGAGUAUCUGAUGGAGGAUGGACGACUCCCGUUACCAAAUGGCAUCUUACAUAAAGGUGAACUUUGGAAGGUUGGAGACUGGGUACAUAUUCAAAAUCCGAACGAUGUAACAAAGCCGAUAGUUGCGCAGAUCUACCGGACCUGGCAAGAUGUGGAAGGACAGAAAUGGGUUAAUGCCUGCUGGUACUACCGGCCAGAACAGACCAUUCACCAAUACGAGAAACACUUUUAUCCCAACGAAGUCGUGAAAACCGGCCAAUACCGAGAUCAUCGGAUUGGGGAAGUCGUUGACCGAUGCUUUGUCAUGUUUUUCACCCGCUACAAUCGUGGGAGGCCACGAGGGCUGGCGCCAGACAAACAGGUUUAUGUGUGCGAAGCACGAUACAAUGAGGAGAAACACAAGCUCAACAAGAUCAAAACCUGGGCUAGUUGUCUGCCUGACGAAGUCAGAGAGAAGGAUUACGAGAUGGAUCUUUUUGAUGCGCCUAGGAAAAUCAAAAAGAUACCGAGCCCAAUCAAACAUUUGCUUAAGGAGGAUGCGAAGGAAACAGAUGAUGUACCUAAACCGACGUGGGGUGCAGAGAAUGCGCCACCAAUUGUGGGUGCAGUACACCGCCGACCAAGGGAGGAAAACGUAAUCAUCUUCUACUUCUAUCUCUCAUAUCAAUUCAGGCUCAGCAGGCCAACCAACUCCACAUGCUCCGCCCAAUCCUUCCCUCCUCUAUCAGCCACACCAACAUCAGCCACCCCAGUCUACCCCCCCGGCUACCCAAACCACCGGCCAGGACCCCCAUUCGCAUCUCAGACGCCUCAACCCACCCCAAUUUAUCAACAACCGCCCCCGCCACAACCUUACUCCGCCCCACACAAUUUCCCUUCUUACCAAGCCAGUCGCUAUCAUCCCCAUCCCCCUCACAUCCCUCAAGCCCACCUCCAGCAACAGUCGCAGCUACUACCACAGCCACAAUCACAGCUACAACCAGUCCUUCCACCCAACAUUUACAACCCAAACGCACCUCGACCAGUGGAAACGUUCAUUCUAAGCGAUAAUAUAAACGCGGCUAUACCAGAAGAAAUCCGCCGACAAUUCCACUGUGACGAGAAAGGGCACGUGCUAUUCUUCACGAGCCCGCCGCUAGAUGUCGUACAGCCAGCUGAACAGACGGGGUUGGGACAUUCAUUGCGCUAUCUGGCAGCAAAGGAGGAGAGGGCAAAGAUUAUUGAGAAAAGGAGGAUCGAGAGGGAAGAAAUGGAUAAAGAGAGGGCAAUGAAGCGGCUGAAAACGACUAUGACCACUAUCACUACUACCGACGCAUGUAGUAAUGAUAAUAACGCUACUCUCGCAAAAACAGACGGAAACAUGCUUUGUGAGCUCGCGGUAAUCGCGGCCGUUGCACAGAUGAGGCAGGCUGAUCAGGAUUGGUAUCUAAUGCGUUAUGGAGAGAAUAAUGCUGUGAAGGCUAAAGAGGCAGAUAGGGAGAGGUUCAUGAGGAUCUUGGGCGAGAAAGAGAAGGCGGAUGCAAUGAGGGGGAGCUUGGACGUUAGGGAGCCGGUGGACGUGGUGCCUGUCCUUAGUCUUGCGGCGGGGGAAGGAGGGGCAGUUGUUUAA
This is a messenger RNA of Histoplasma mississippiense, 2820 nucleotides long. RefSeq lists its product as hypothetical. Bases 1 to 2820 code for a protein of 939 amino acids. Lineage: Eukaryota; Fungi; Ascomycota; Eurotiomycetes; Onygenales; Ajellomycetaceae. Gene Ontology annotation, molecular function: protein binding; chromatin binding. The record is from RefSeq and is a predicted model, not a curated record. Gene Ontology annotation, biological process: chromatin remodeling. Gene Ontology annotation, cellular component: RSC-type complex. The transcript is spliced from 6 exons.